AUGUCUCUCUACCACGAGGCCGCCCAAGUCUUGUCUGCCCCGUCCGCAGAGGGCGGAAGCCUGAAGUCGCGCAUCUUUGGCCGAAAGGACAUCAAGUCGCACCCCAACCAGCUCUACGCCCUGGUCCUGGAGACGAGCAAAUGGAGUCCCGUCGUCAAGGAGGUCAUUGAGGCCACCGAGCUGCUCAAGCACGAGCGCAAGCUUACCCCCGUCCUGUCGUUGCUGCUGGUCCACGACUUGCUUCUCACAAAGGGAGGCAUCGCUCUGCCCCAGAGUCAUGGCCUGAGGACGAGCGUCGAGAGGCACAAGGGCCGCCUCAAGUCGGAGCUUACCCGCGCCAGGCUGAGGCGCAAGGCAGUCUCGCUCGAAGCCUUGAGGGAGCAGGUUGAGAGGGAUGCGGCCGGCGAGGAGGCCGGCUACCCGCGCUGGGUGCGCAUCAACGCACUCCACAGCAGCAUUGAGGAACAGCUCGUGUCAACCUUCUCCGGCUAUGCCAGGGCCGGACGCAUCGGCGACGUCGUCUCCAAGCCUGGCAGGCAUCUCUAUAUCGAUCCUCACGUCCCCAACCUCGUCGCCGUCACGCCAGGCAUUGACAUGAGCAAGACGGAUGCCUACGCCUCGGGCAAGAUUAUCCUCCAGGACAAGGCGUCAUGCUUUCCGGCCUAUCUACUGGACCCUCGCUCCGAGGACGGCGACGUGGUGGAUGCCUGCGCGGCCCCGGGCAACAAGACAACCCACCUGGCCUCCAUCCUGCACCAACACAGCCCAGAGUUUGCGUCCAAGCCGCAGACAAUUUUCGCUUUUGAGAAAGACACCAGGAGGGCGCAGACUCUGGAGAAGAUGGUGCGGAUAGCGGGGUCCAAGUCGAUGACGCGCAUCGGCUUUGGGCAAGAUUUCUUGCAGGUCGACCCGCGCGAUGGCAAGUUCAAGGACGUGGGGGCCUUGCUCCUCGACCCGAGUUGCUCCGGGAGCGGCAUCAUCGGCCGGGACUCGAUGCCCGAGCUUCACAGAAAAUUGAGCCAAGUCCAAGACGAGACGGAAAAGCUGGUGCGGGACGACGACGGCAACGAGACGGUCAUCAAGACUGAAAAGGACCUCGCUGCACGGCUGGAGGCGCUGUCGAGCUUCCAGCUGACGCUGCUGCUGCACGCGUUCCAAUUCCCCGCGGCGAAAAAGGUUACGUACUCGACGUGCUCUGUCUAUUCCGAGGAGAACGAAGCCGUCGUCAUGGCAGCGCUGCAGUCAGACGUGGCGCGGAAGCGAGGCUGGCGCAUCCUGCCGAGGGACAGACAGGUGAGCGGGAUGAAAGAAUGGCCGGUGCGGGGGUUGGCGGAGGCUUGCAAAGGCGACGCAACUGUGGCUGAUGGGUGCAUCCGGUCGCAAAAGGACGACGGGCGGGGGGUCAUGGGCUUCUUUGUGGCAGGGUUCACCCGGGACGGCGCCGAAGAUUCGGGUGCGACUGCGGCGGCCGGCGCCGAAGAGGACCCAUAUUUACGGGACGAAAAUGGGCGGAUCGUGCGAGAUGUGCUGGGGAUGCCGGCGCUCAACUCUACCGGAGAGCCGGUUCGACUCGUACCGCGGGAGGACAGGGAGGAGGGCGGGAGGAGCAGCGGCAGUGGCGACGAGGACGAAAAGAAGGACGACGAGUGGGAUGGCUUCGGCGACUGA
This is a messenger RNA of Hirsutella rhossiliensis, 1668 nucleotides long. Its product is annotated as 16S rRNA methyltransferase rsmB/F domain-containing protein. Gene Ontology annotation, molecular function: methyltransferase activity. The coding region runs from base 1 to 1668 and encodes 555 amino acids. The record is from RefSeq and is a predicted model, not a curated record. The transcript has 3 exons. NCBI's taxonomy places the organism in Eukaryota, Fungi, Ascomycota, Sordariomycetes, Hypocreales, Ophiocordycipitaceae. Gene Ontology annotation, cellular component: nucleolus. Gene Ontology annotation, biological process: rRNA base methylation.